Molecule: messenger RNA, 1710 nt
Organism: Brenthis ino (lesser marbled fritillary)
Lineage: Eukaryota; Metazoa; Arthropoda; Insecta; Lepidoptera; Nymphalidae
Source: the annotation of a GenBank genome assembly
AUGAGGGACGGAAUGAAACCUUGCCAACACACUAUAUCAGACGAUGUGAUAUACAAAGAAGUAGUCGUUAUCGGCAAUGGACCAAGCGGCAUGGUCACAUCGUUCAUGCUCGCUGGAAAUAUACCCUACUUAAAAGAAGUGCCGGAAUCUUUGCCAAUAGAUGAAAUGCUCAAAGCCAGAUUACAAAAUGUACCACCUGGACAGAAUUUGUUGGAGAUUGAUCUCAUGGAACUAGCAGAGGGUCUGGAGGGAAGGAGUCAGAAUCCAAUACCAUUAUUAGUUGAUACAUUACUCCGACCAGGUGCAGAUUUAGGUGUAGAAGAAGAUUCGUUGAUUGAAUGGAGAUACGAUGUGGAAAAACAGAUCGAGCACAUAGUGCUGGGCAAGGGCCCGCCGGGCGGCGCUUGGCACACGUUCCCGGGCAGCGUGCGCUCACUGUCGCCGGGCGCGUGGCUGUGCCUGCCGCCGCACGCGGACGGCGCGCGCGGCCGCGUGCCCGCGCGCGCCGUCGCCGCCUACUGCCGCCGCUACGUGCACGCCUGCGGGAUACAGAGGUUCUUCCGGUGUGGCGUGACGGUGAGCUCGGUGCGUCGCGCGCCGCGGCCGCCGGCGCCGCCGUGCCGCGCCGCCUGCCCCCGGAACGCCGCCUUCUUGGUGUCCGGCUACGACAAGAGUGCGUCCCGCGGGUUCACGUACGCGUGCCGGCGCGUGGUGCUAGCGGCGGGCGCGGGCGACCGCCCCAACACGCUGCCCGCCGCGCCCGCCGCGCCCGCGUUGAGCGCGCGCGACCUGCACGCCGUCGAGCGCGCCGUGCGCGUGCUCGCGGCGCGGCGGACGCGCGGCGACUGCGAUGAUGCGGGCCGCACGGUGCUGGUGGUGGGGUCGGGCGUGUCGGCGGCGGACGCGGUGCGGCUGGCGCGCGGCGCCGGCCUGCGCGUGCGCCACCUGCACCGCGCCGCCGCCGCCGCGCUCGCGCGCCUCGCGCCCAACCACUACGCCGAGUACUGCCAGGUAUACAAAAUGAUGAUGGACGGACCCACCGGCAACCACCCUGACUACACGCCCUACCCCGAGCACGCGGUCCUCGACAUCACCCCCAUCUCACCCCACGAGACCACCCCAUCCCCCAAACUCCGCGACGAAAUAGACGACGAGACCCUAACCCUGAAAAAAGUCAAACUGCUAAACCUCAUCACAAACGAAACAGUCGAAAUAACGGUCACACUCAUAGCUGUUCUUAUAGGUUCCAAACCAGAUUUGUUCUUUUUACAAACAAAUUUCGAUAUAAGUUUAAAUCAAAAAUGCAUAAAAUGUUUGGAAAAACGAAACGAAAAUCAAAAGCAAUGGUUUCUUCAACAUCACUGGCAUUAUCUAAAGACUGUUCUAGAACAAAGCAUACAAACGUGCAAGUCUAAAUAUUUGAACUACGAAUUAAAUGGGAGUGAGACCAAAUGUUUACCAGAUUGUAAUAAGGAAGAUGCGUGCGAUUGUGACAAUCCCUACAGCGACGGGAUAGGGUUCGGGGUGGACCCGGACAGGCCGGUGGACGGACGGAGCAAUCCCGUGGCGAUAGACAAGAGCACCCACGAGGUCCUGAACGGUCCCGCGGGAUUGUACGCGAUGGGUCCCCUCACUGCGGACAACUUCAUGCGGUUCAUCCCGGGCGGGGCGAUGGCUAUCGUCUCCCACAUACACAAACAAAAGGAUAAC